Molecule: messenger RNA, 2253 nt
Organism: Laccaria bicolor S238N-H82
Lineage: Eukaryota; Fungi; Basidiomycota; Agaricomycetes; Agaricales; Hydnangiaceae
Exons: 7
Coding region: 1-2253 (750 amino acids)
Molecular function (GO): protein binding
Source: RefSeq, a predicted model, not a curated record
AUGAUUGAGGAGGGAAGAGCGUCUGUGGCCGCCGGAGUUGGUGGUGAGGUGGUGAAUGGAUGGAUGAAUAGAGCGACAGAACGACAAGGCGAACUCAGCAAUACAUUUCGAGCGAUGGCGGCGACGCCGGAGUUGGUGCGCUGGCGCCUUUCGACGCCCUUCUACCUCAUUGUACAAAUUCUCAAAGCUAUGGAAAGUAUAUUGAGCAUUAUGAUGACGAGCCGCGUCGGCGACAAGAUUGUGAAAGCUGGGAAAUGGGACGAAGCUAAAGCGUUAUACUGGAACGACGCCAAACAGUUGGUUGGUGACCAAUUCCAGAUUCCAGGAAUUUCAGGUUCGAGCGGUGGUGGGCUCAGGAGUGCUCAAUAUACGAAUGUGGGCCACUUCGAAAGGGCUAAUCUGAUGGGAUGCUGCAAUGGUAUGGCCAAGUGCUAUAUACACGAGAAGGAUAUCGAAAGUGCCCUCGCUUGGCUGGAUGAGGUGAAUGUACUUUACUUGAACGGAUAUUAUUCCGCAGAGCAAGGUCCGUUGUAUGAUUGGUUCGACCACAACAUCGACCUGCCAGAAAUCACGUUCCAGCGCGUCACGGCGCUCACCACAGGCGCCGCCCUCCUUCACGACCUCGGAAAUACCGCAACAGCUGCCCAGAGACGGUGGAACGCAUGUGACACCAUCAAAGGCAUGCCAAAACCCCACUUCACACCCGAAGUGAAUGCCAUGAACGAUAUGAACAAAGUCGUAGACGCCAUUUCGCUGCGCCAUCCAGACCCCCAGCUCUGCGCGAAACUCAAGGUCACGGCGCCUUCCUUGCAGAUCCGUGGGUCCUGGAAGAAGCUGCAGGUCAAGGCCCCCCCAGGGAGAAUCAUGUGUCGCUUGAGAUUCGCGAGCUUCAUCUGGAAUAGCAGGUUGUACGUUGCUGGUGGCGCCAAGGAGUCUCAUGGGCCAUUCUAUCGGGAUUUCUGGUGCCUUGACCUCAUCAAGUUGGACGAGUGGCGUCAGUUACCCAACUACCCCAUCCCCAUGUCCAAGACGGGCUUGUUCGUUGGCUGGAAUAUGGUGGUGCACGAGGAACAGAAGCGUGCCUACCUUUUUACUGGCCGGCCCAGGUUGGACUAUUUCAACCUCGUCACCGAAACGUGGGGGAGUAUCACUACGACAUACAAAUCUACGGCAACCGAUAUCUCAGCUGGGGUUCAGGAUAACUGGCCCUAUCGGGGACAAGACACCUGCCAUGCGACCACCCAGCUGAUUAAUGGGAAGAUGUAUGUCUUCGGGGGUAGCCAUGGAGGGACUAAGGUUGGGUGCAACCUGUUCAUGGAGCUUGAUCUUGCUACGAAGGAGUGGCGUCGGCUCUCAGGCUAUGUUAUGCCUCCAGCGAAGGGCGACUACUCUUGUCCUGGACCUCGCGUUUCUCCGUCCAGCUGGGUGGAAAAGGGCCGCUUCUGGCUUCUCAUGGGCCAAUGCGAUCGCGAAGGUGCUCGGCUUACGGGGGAGCUUCACGGGGCCCAUAUCGGAUUUCCUUAUAGCGACAUGUGGAGCUGGGACAUUGAGGGUGAGAAGUGGAGGAGGGAACGGGUUGCGGGGAAUCCGCCAUCUUCGAGGGCCGAAAUGGCUUGCACCUAUAACCCGAAUCUCAAGAAGGUGAUCACAUUCGGCGGGUACUGUGCUAAUAUACCCACCGUCUACCCUGUGCAGAAGCGCAGGUUUGACUACUCCUACUACGCCGACACCUUCAUCCACGAGACACCAGAUUCUUUAAGCAUGUCACUCAUCAAACCCCCGUCAUCUUCUUCUUCUACCUCCGCUGGUAUUUCCGACAGACCCAUACCUCCAUCAGAGAUACCCCAGCCCAAGUGGCGACAAGUUCUUACUCGCGGGUUCCCCACCUACCGCUGCCAAGCACAACUCCACACCGACACUGCCACUGGAAAAACGUACCUCUUUGGUGGGUUCACCAACACCGACUACGUUCCUAGUCGCGGAAGUAGCCUCAACACGCGGAGCUUCGGUGAUGUGUGGCAGCUCCGCCUUGACGUUCCAGGGGGUGACUUUGAGGGAGUCGACCUGGAUGAAGAGGCACGGACUGCGAAGGCUGGUCCUUGGCAGCGAUGCUUUACAUGCGGUGAUGCUGGCAUGUGGAAGACGUGCUCUGGUACUUGUAAUGGCCGAGCCUUCUUCUGCGGUCCUGAAUGUCAUAAGGAGGGCUGGAAGGAACAUAAAGGCACGCACAAGUGUAAAAAGAACAUGAAGUGA